AUGUCCUACUUCUACCAAUCCUCCAAUGACAACUGCACCAUGUGGAGCAGCAGCAUCUAUGGCGGGACCACAGUGGGAGGAAAUAGUGUCAUGCUUAAUGACAACUUGGAGGACAUCAACUCUCUGAGGGAUGCCAACAGUGUUGAAGACACUGUUCCUGCAGGUGCCUUAGUCAUGGCCUUAACCACCUCCCUAAUAGUAGGGAUUCCACCUUCAUUUGCUCAGCCCGACACCUGGAGUUUUGAUUGCUACAUUACCCCCAAUGAUUGUCACCUCCUAGGGUCUGGUGACCACAUCUUCAUCUAUCACCGGUUUUAUGAUGCUUCAAUCACCCCCUCCCCACUCCCGGUCUUGGAAGCUACAUUGACUGACAUAGUUGUCACCACUGGAAAAUCCUCACAUUGCCCCAGCAAGUCACAUGACUUUCUAGAACACAGCAGUGGCAAGGAGCACUCCACCUUUACCCUGGUGCCUCCAAUCCACCUCCUCACACUGCCCCCACCCUAUACCCCCACUUCAGCACGACAACAUUGA
Molecule: messenger RNA, 534 nt
Organism: Suillus paluster
Lineage: Eukaryota; Fungi; Basidiomycota; Agaricomycetes; Boletales; Suillaceae
Exons: 2
Coding region: 1-534 (177 amino acids)
Source: RefSeq, a predicted model, not a curated record